CGUGACGCGAGGCCCGCCCCGUGACGCGAGGCCCCGCCCAGCGGCGCCCGCUUCCAAGAUGGCGGUGACGAUGCCUGCCAGGCUGUCGGGGUGGCGGUGACGACGGGAAGCAGAAGAACAGCUCCCAGGUGCUCGAGCUCCCUGCACCUGCGGGGCUGGCUCAUAGGCACGUGAAGAACGGAAAGGGACACCGUUCCUAGUCUGCCCUGGGUUCUCCUGAGGCCGUUCCACAAUCCUGUCGUGACUGCCUCCCCCCUUGGCAAAAAUAAUGUCUGCAUUAGCAGUCCCGUCCCCACUCCCCAAACAGCUGGUCCCAGGAUCACUGUUGGAGUGCUGGAUGGAGCCUUUCUCUGUCCUCUGUGACAUUUCCAAUUUAGAUAAUGCCUCACAUCUCUGCCCCCCCGGGACCCCCUGAAGUCUCAUGAUCCCGAAGAGACAGCUUGAACCUAGACCUGAGCCCAGAAUGUUGCGGAGGCUGCUGGAGCGGCCCUGCACGCUGGCCCUGCUGGUGGGCUCCCAGCUGGCUGUCAUGAUGUACCUGUCACUGGGGGGCUUCCGAAGCCUCAGUGCCCUAUUUGGCCGAGAGCAGGGGCCGACAUUUGACUAUUCUCAUCCCCAUGAUGUCUACAGUAACCUCAGUCACCGGCCUGGGGCCCCUGUUGCCCCAGGGGCCCCUCCAGCUCCUCAAGGUCUGCCCUACUGUCCAGAACGAUCUCCUCUUUUAGUGGGUCCCGUGUCCGUGUCCUUUAGCCCGGUGCCAUCACUGGCAGAGAUCUCGGAGAGGAACCCCCGGGUGGAACCGGGGGGCCGCUACCGCCCCGCGGGGUGUGAGCCCCGCUCCCGCACGGCCAUCAUCGUGCCCCACCGGGCCCGGGAGCACCACCUGCGCCUGCUGCUCUACCACCUGCACCCCUUCCUGCAGCGCCAGCAGCUCGCUUACGGCAUCUACGUCAUCCACCAGGCUGGAAAUGGAACGUUUAACAGGGCCAAGCUGCUAAACGUUGGGGUGCGGGAAGCCCUGCGUGAUGAGGAGUGGGACUGCCUGUUCUUGCACGACGUGGACCUCCUGCCCGAGAACGACCACAAUCUGUAUGUGUGUGACCCCCGGGGACCCCGGCAUGUUGCUGUUGCCAUGAACAAGUUUGGAUACAGCCUUCCGUACCCCCAGUACUUUGGAGGAGUCUCGGCGCUCACUCCUGACCAGUACCUGAAGAUGAAUGGCUUCCCCAAUGAAUACUGCUGGGGUGGUGAGGAUGACGACAUUGCUACCAGGGUGCGCCUGGCUGGGAUGAAGAUCUCUCGCCCCCCCACAUCGGUGGGGCACUACAAGAUGGUGAAGCAUCGUGGUGAUAAGGGCAACGAGGAGAACCCGCACAGAUUUGACCUCCUGGUCCGUACCCAGAAUUCCUGGACGCAAGAUGGGAUGAACUCGCUGACAUACCGAUUGCUGGCUCGAGAGCUGGGCCCUCUCUAUACCAACAUCACAGCAGACAUUGGAACUGACCCUCGGGGUCCCCGGACUCCCUCUGGUCCCCGUUACCCACCUGGUUCCUCCCAGGCCUUCCGUCAAGAGAUGCUGCAGCGCCGGCCCCCAGCCAGGCCCGGCCCUCUGCCUACUGCCAACCACACGGCCCCCAACGGUUCACACUGACUCGUCCUGCCUGCCCACCUCAAUCAUGAAACCGCAUCAGACGGGUUGUACUCUCCCCACCCUCAGGUCCUCACUGCUCUUAGAGGGAUGUGGGGGGACACAACUCCAGGGCUGCGCUGGAGGCCAGGGCCUCUCCUCACUGCUGGACUGGAGCUGGGCUCCUUCAGACCUGGGGGUCCCUCUUUCUAGGGUCACCUGCCAGGGCUUAUGACUGUGAAUCCUUGGUGUCAUGAUUUUAUGUGAUGACUCCUGAGAGUCCCUGGCCCCUGGGUAAGAGCAGGGCUGGACCCCAAGUCCCUUCCUCUUCCAUGGAGAGAAGAGCAAUCUGGCUUUUCCCGGGACCUCUGUGAAUAUUUAUUCUAUUUAUGGUUCCGAGGAAGUAUGUUUGGUGAAGGAAGCCCCUCCCUGGGUACUUUCUGCCAGUGCUCGAGUAGCUUCCUCUUCUGGACCUGGCUCAGGGGGCUGGGAUUUUGAUAUAUUUUCUAAUAAAGGAGUUUGUCUUGCCUCUG
Molecule: messenger RNA, 2160 nt
Organism: Lutra lutra (Eurasian river otter)
Lineage: Eukaryota; Metazoa; Chordata; Mammalia; Carnivora; Mustelidae
Gene: B4GALT3
Product: beta-1,4-galactosyltransferase 3
Biological process (GO): galactosylceramide biosynthetic process; carbohydrate metabolic process
Molecular function (GO): glycosyltransferase activity
Source: RefSeq, a predicted model, not a curated record